Pollicipes pollicipes is the source of this 1994-nucleotide messenger RNA. Its product is annotated as protein shisa-2 homolog. Bases 130 to 945 code for a protein of 271 amino acids. The record is from RefSeq and is a predicted model, not a curated record. NCBI's taxonomy places the organism in Eukaryota, Metazoa, Arthropoda, Thecostraca, Pollicipedomorpha, Pollicipedidae. The transcript is spliced from 5 exons.
UCCACUGCGGCGCGAACAGAGGGACACGCGCUGGGUGGUGACAUUGUCGUACGCGACGAGAUGAAGAUAAGCCGGGCGCGGACCUGACGGACCUUACUGUGCGGGGUCAGGAGCCAGCUGCGACGAGGCAUGGCUGUGCAAAAGGGACUGGGAGAUGAUCAUGAAGUGUUGAGCCGGGACGCCUAUUGCUCCGGCUACGUGGACAGCUUCGGCAAGUGGAACAACGGGUUUGCCUGUCCGAAGCUGGAGGAGGAGCCCGUGUUCUGCUGCGGCACCUCCACCUACCGCUACUGCUGCACCACCAGAGAACACACGGACCCUGGCGGAGACGCCAACACCGUCAUCGGGGACAACUUGCCGCUGGUGCUGGGUGUGGCGGUGGGCGCGGUCGUCACCAUCGCCCUCGUCACCAUCAUCUCUUGCUGUCUCUGCAAGGGCUGCCUCUGCUACAAGAAACGCGGCGGCGGUAAGCGAGACAGCCUCCACUCGCCGACAGCAGCCAACGGCGUCACCAACAUGUAUAGCUACUCGUCGGCGUCGCUGGGUCGGCGGGACGGCAGGUCCGGUCGCCAGGAGCUGGAGGACAUGCUGCAGGACGUGGACGAGGUUGCCGUCACCAGGCAGAGCCGGUCCAGCAACUUGAACGGCGUCGGCAGCCUGCCCAGAACCUUCACCUCGUACCGCACCAACAGAGUGUCGUUUACGGACUCGGUGGGCAACAGCUCGGUGUCGACGACGACCGACAACGAGCGCCAGCUGUUCAUCGAGCAGUCGGCCGGCCUGCCGCCACCGUACAACUUCAACAAGCUGAGUGGCUUCGAGGAGCCGCUGCCGGUGCCCUACCCGCGCCCGUUCACGACCUCAAGCGGUGAGCUCGGCUCGGGCCACUACAUCGCCGGCAUGUCGCCCAACGACAGCAGCUUCUACGGCGCCAACAAGUUGUGAUGUGGGCGGCUGGACAGGCGGCUCAACGCCGGCUUGGUCGCUGGCGUAGUCGCCGGAGGUGUGCGUUCAAGGACGGCUCGACGAGCCGAGUUCUGCCUCUGCAACGGUGUAGUCCAGCUCCGCCUUUCCAGCGGUGCAGUCCAACUAUGCCUCUCCGGCGGUGCAGUCCAACUCUGCCUCUCCGCCUUUCCUGAGGUGCAGUCCGGCUCUGCUUCCCCGGCGGUACAGUUCAGCUCGGCCUCUCCGGCGGUGCAGUCCAGCCGGCCUUCCCAGCGAUGCAGUCCAGCUCUGCCUCCCCGGCGGUGCAGUCCAGCUCUGCGUCGCCGGCGGUGCAGUCCAGCUCUGCCUCCCGGCGGUGCAGUCCAGCGUGGGCUCAGGUGACAGUGUUCGGAGCGUCAGCGAUGAGCUAUCAUCGGUCUCGUGUGGAGUGCGUGCGUGUGCUAGACCAGCCGGCCGCAGCGUUGGCUUGCAGCCUGUCCGCGACUUGGGGACGUCAGAAACAGAGCCCCGGCGGCGCCCGACGAGGGCGCUCCUGGAAGGGCUGGCAGGGAAACGCCGCCACGUGCCUGCCACACCGCUGCUGGGAAGCCAUGAUCGCCUAUCGUCAGAAUGAAAUCCACGCUGGGUCUGGUCAAAGUCGACGCCAGUUUCUAGGCUCUGUCCGGCGCCGUUUGCGCUCUCGCCUGGGCUGAGCGCUGCGACCGAGGUCUGGACCGCACCAACCGGAACCUGUGUUGUGCACUGCGUGGUGUGUUGUCAGGAGAAAACUGCGCGGUGCUACCCGACCGACUGCUGGCGAUCGCCUGUGCGCUUUGUACUUAUCGGCCCUCGUGCAAACUCACUCGACAUGUGCACCGUACGCGACGUAGCUUUCCUGCUUUUGUAAACAAGGCAGCGCUUGCCGCUUUGGACAGUGACGCAUUGCGAGGCGUUUCGUGGGAAAGAUUCCUACGAACAGGAGACGUUUUACGUUUCUAUGAAAUACGCGUGAGUCAUAGAUAUUUGUUGGCAGUGUUAAUGAGAAGCAAAUAAAAAGUGUUUUGUCAUUU